AUGCCGGACUCUCCCCCGCUCAACCUCUCCAGCGGUGCGACCGCCGAGCCUGGCAACAUGAGCGAAAGACCGAACCCGCCUGCCCCGGCCGGGGUUGAGCUCAUUCGCCACGUGGCGAUACGCACUCCACCGUUCUUGAGGGGCAAUCCUGAGGCAUGGUUUACCCAACUGGAGUCGGUGUUCCAAUGCCACAACAUCCGCUCUGACCUUCAGCGUUACCAUGCCGCCGUUGCCGGGCUCGACAGCGAGACGAUACAGGACUCACUUGAUGUGCUCCAAAACCCGCCGAGCACAGGUGCGUACGAUAAUUUAAAGGAGCAGAUCAUUCGGCGUUACGGCGACACAGCAACCCAGCGCUUGCACAAGUUCUUCUCCGGGCUUACCAUGGGGGAUCGAACGCCGUCGCAGCUACUCCGGCGCAUGCGCACCCUUGCUGGAGGGACCAUCAACGAUGAUGCCAUCCGCGUGCGUUGGCUGGACCUGAUGCCGACUACCCUUUCCCGAAUGCUUCGGAUUAUGCGCAACACGACGCUGGACGACCUGGCCUUGACCGCUGAUGAGCUAGCCGAGACGAGUCUGGACAUAUGUGCCGUCCAACGGCUCGCUCCAACGCCGCCGGUGCCUACAGCGCCAGAGGCGGUGCGGUCUACGCCCGACAGCAUAACGGCCGAAUUAGCGGCUUUGCGAGCCACUGUGUCACAGCUUGUCAUCACAACUGGUCGCAUCCUGGACCGCCUCCCGGCCUCUGGUGGACGAGCGAGAUCCCGCACUCGUGCCCGCUCGACUGGCGCGAGAGCUACCGGAGGAGCUGCAACAUCGUCGGCCAACUCGUCGUGGUGCUAUUACCAUCGGCAGUACCAGGCAAAUGCUGAGCGCUGCCGACCGCCAUGCAGCUACCCAGCCAACCAGUCGACAAACUAG
Molecule: messenger RNA, 921 nt
Organism: Phymastichus coffea
Lineage: Eukaryota; Metazoa; Arthropoda; Insecta; Hymenoptera; Eulophidae
Exons: 1
Coding region: 1-921 (306 amino acids)
Source: RefSeq, a predicted model, not a curated record